Molecule: messenger RNA, 1707 nt
Organism: Amorphotheca resinae ATCC 22711
Lineage: Eukaryota; Fungi; Ascomycota; Leotiomycetes; Helotiales; Amorphothecaceae
Exons: 8
Coding region: 1-1707 (568 amino acids)
Biological process (GO): basic amino acid transport; transmembrane transport
Cellular component (GO): fungal-type vacuole membrane
Molecular function (GO): basic amino acid transmembrane transporter activity
Source: RefSeq, a predicted model, not a curated record
AUGGCCCCUCCUGGUGAUACCCAGAUUACCGAGGCAACGGAGACGACAGCUCUCUUGAGCAAAGAUACCACGAAAUCAAUUGAUCCGUUGUCGAAUGGUACCAAUGGGCACGCAGUUAAUGGGAAUUCCAUCUUGACCGACACGGUAGACCCGGAAAAUGGCCAGGUCGAGGAGAUCGACAAUAGCCCACUGUUGGCGAGCAAGCCUGAACCCCCUCAGAACCUGUAUCUAUUCCUCCCGGCCGUGGGUCUUGGGAUCCUACUGAGCGCCGCAGAUCAAACUCUCAUUGUUUCUAGCUAUGGAAAGAUAGGCUCAGAUCUCAAUGCUUUGAAUAACACGAGUUGGGUAGCUACAGCAUAUUUCCUCACUCUAACCAGCUUCCAACCAUUAUAUGGCAAGCUUAGCGAUAUCUUUGGGCGCAAACCCGCUCUCCUAUUUUCAUACCUAGUCUUCGGGCUUGGCUGCCUCUUCUGCGGUCUCGCAAGGAAUCUGGGAGAACUUGUUGCUGCAAGGGCCUUUGCUGGCAUUGGCGGAGGGGGGAUGACAACCGUUGUGAGCAUUCUGCUCAGCGAUGUCAUACCGUUGAGGAAUCGAGGGACGUGGCAAGGCUAUGUGAAUCUCAUCUAUGCAGCGGGUGCAUCUGCGGGGGCGCCCCUGGGAGGCGUGUUGGCGGAUUCUAUAGGAUGGCGCUGGGCUUUCCUCGGCCAGGCACCUGUUUGCUUGGCAGCUUUUUUGAUCGUAUAUUUCGUACUCGACCUCCCUCAGCCCGAACAAUCUCACUUGAGGGAGAAGCUUGCCAAGGUUGACUUUCUCGGAGCCUUCACUCUGAUUAUCUCUGUUUCUUCCUUGCUCCUUGGCCUAGAUCGAGGAAGCAAUGUAGGAUGGAACGACACUAUUACCAUCACAUGUUGUAGCCUCUCCAUUCCUCUCUUGGCCGUCUUUGUCUUUGUGGAGAUGAAGGUUGCAGCGUUCCCAUUUGCUCCUGGCCAUAUCAUCUUCGAACGCUCAGUCGUCGCCAGUUACAUUGUCAAUUUCCUCAGUCUUGCGGGUCACCUUUCCGGCAUAUUCUAUGUCCCCCUCUAUCUCCAGGUCGUUGACGACCUCUCCGCCGCCGCGGCCGGUACCCGAAUGAUCCCCCCCCUCAUCGCGAGCGUCAGCGGCUCCCUCCUCGGCGGGAUCAUCAUGCAGCGAACAGGCAAAUACUACCGGCUCACGAUAUGCAGCCUCGCGCUCUCGGUCCUCGGGAGCAUCAUCAUCUUCCUCUCGGCCGGCAUCUUCCAGUUCUCCUGGGGUCUGAUCAUCGGCCUCUGCUUCUCCGCCCUGGGAAUCGGCUCCACCAUCACCACCACCCUGAUCAGCGUCAUCGCUAACAUCGACCCCAAGGAUCAGGCCAUCGCUACCGCCUGCACGUAUCUCUUCCGCUCGCUGGGCAGCGUCGUCGGUGUCAGCCUUGGUUCCACACUCGUGCAGCAGGUCCUGCGCCGCCGCCUCCGUGCCGGCUUGGAUAGCGGCAGCGAGGCCGAUAAGAUCGUCGAGAGGGUCAGGCAGAGCUUGGAUUUCAUCAAGGAGCUGGAGCCCCACACGAGGGCGAUCGUUAUGCGUUGCUAUGAGAAGGCUACGACGGCGGCAUUCGGCUUGACCAUUGCUUAUAUGAGUAUGGCGCUCAUCGCCUCGUUCUGGAUCAGGGAGACGAAGUUGAGUAGAUAG